AAAGAAUGUUAGUACUUUAGAAAUAUCAGUUGCCAUAAAAGUUUAACAACACUUUCUUUUUUAGACUUUUCUCCCAACUCAUAAUGAACGGUUCAGGUUCCCUGUUCUCUAACAGCAGCCCAGCCAACCUCAGCACGUCGGAGUCCUGCGCCGUGCACCCUCAGAAUGUCUCCAUCGCCGUGCUCCUCUGUCUGGUCUUCAUGGUGGGUUUCUUCCUUAACUGCUUCAGCCUUUGGGUGUUCUGUUUCAUGAUGCCCAAAUGGAAUUCCGGAACCCUUCUCCAGUUCCAUUUGAUUUUGAGUGAUGUCAUCAUCUCCCUUACCACACCUUUCAUGGUGGCUUACUUUGCUCUUGGCAGCAACUGGCCAUUUGGGAGUUUUCUGUGCCGACUGAAGAUCGCCCUGCUGUUGAUCCACUUGUACGGCAGCAUCAUGUUUCUCACCCUGAUCAGUGUUCAUAGGUAUUUUAUUGUUGUCCACUUCAAGCGGAGCUUCUGGAUGAAGAAGAAGAAAUUCGUAGAGGCUUUGUGUGCUGGAGUGUGGUUGCUGAUGCUGGCUGAAGGCAUUGCUUGUUUUGUGCUUUUUGACACAAGUCAAGUGGGCAACCACACACAGUGUCUUAGUAUCCACCAGGGACAAUACAUAAGCCAUUAUUUCAUCAUCAACUUUAUUUUACUCAUCAUCGGAUUCAUCUUGCCAUUUUCAGUGUCUGUAGGGUGCUAUAGUCAACUUGCAAGGUCUGUGUCCCGGAUCAACUGCAACACUAGAAAAGGUCGUUUAAUUAAAAGCAAGUCCAACAAAAUGGUCGCUGUUUGUCUUAUUAUAUUUGUUGUCUGCUUCUUGCCAUUGAACAUUAUAAGAACUAUGGCUGUUACAGUCAAGAUGUUCUUCCCCAAACAAUGUGAUGUGCUCCUGCAAGUGGAGACUGCAUACUAUGUGUCGUGGAUCAUUGCUGGAGCUAACAGCUGUUUUGAUCCACUGAUCUAUUGCUUUGGCUCACAGAACUUUAGCAACGCCAUUCGCAGCUCACUCAGGAAAAUUGGAAUCAGAGUUCACGCAGUUCCGCUCGCGAAUGACCAAGAUGAUAAGACACUUGAUGAUCAGACAAUAGAUCCCUCUGCAGCAGACAUGAACAAGGAGAACAUAUCAACUUCCUGCCUGUGAGCAUUGUACACAAAAAUGGCAAAUCAGUGACUGUCACCUAAGAGUAAUUAGGAUGGCUGUGCUCACUCAGCUUUGUGUUUUAAUAUGCCUGUGUGUGUGCGUGUGUGUUUGUCAGUGUGUUUCAACUGCCAACUAAAUGAAUAGAUAAAUCUAUUAUUAUUACCUCUUUAAAUUCAUUUUGUAGGUGCUUCUUUCAUAUGUUUGUGACAUCAGAUGCAAAAAUGUUCCCACCCUGAGAGUAGCUCCUAUGAACAAAUGUGAGAGGAAAGAUGUUCAAAAUGUGAGAAGCUUUUAGCCUAUACUUUGGUUCUGUGUCAUGUUCUCUUAGAUAGUUUGUGGUUGGUGGUUUCAGGCUGCGCAAACAUACACCACUAUAUCUAUAUCUGUCUGCCUCAUUCGCUUGCUAUGACUCAUGAGUCUUUCAUCUAGCCUACUGCAGAUCUAACUAUACAGACCAUCUUCCAUUCUUUACACACCUCUGUCUGCUCUUACUUUUUGACUUCCGUCUACUUUGUCAGUCUUUCUCUGCAACCAUUGAAUUGCUUACAUUUAUUACAUUUAUUUUUUGCAAAGCAUGCACUGGUAUUUCCUUCAGGAAUCUAGUUGUUGUUUGCACUACCACACCCACUUGCAGGUUAUGUAUAUUGUUUGUCUUAUAUAAUUAGUAUAUUGCGUGUCUAUUGUAAAUAAUAUGUACAUUCUUUGUGUAUUGUCUGUAUUGUAUUGUCACCAACAGCCAGAACCAAAUUCCUUGUGUGUGUUAAUACUUGGCCAAUAAAUCUGAUUUAUGUUUUGUG
Messenger RNA from Clupea harengus (Atlantic herring), 1960 nucleotides. Its product is annotated as lysophosphatidic acid receptor 6. Gene Ontology annotation, biological process: G protein-coupled receptor signaling pathway. Gene Ontology annotation, molecular function: G protein-coupled receptor activity. NCBI's taxonomy places the organism in Eukaryota, Metazoa, Chordata, Actinopteri, Clupeiformes, Clupeidae. The record is from RefSeq and is a predicted model, not a curated record. Gene Ontology annotation, cellular component: plasma membrane.